Messenger RNA from Cuscuta epithymum, 1066 nucleotides. The record is from the annotation of a GenBank genome assembly. Lineage: Eukaryota; Viridiplantae; Streptophyta; Magnoliopsida; Solanales; Convolvulaceae.
CCUUCUACCCCAUACAGUCUUAAGCCCCCCACAUAAAACACACACAUGUCAACAAUGAACCCUCUCAUGAAUCUCCAAAACAAACUGUGCUAUGUCAAAUGUGGCAACUGCAACACCAUUUUACUUGUUAGUGUGCCGCGGAGCAGUCUAAGCACGGCGGCAGUGACGGUGAGGUGCGGCCACUGUGCAGCCAUUCUUUCCGUCAACAUGAUGAUCAGAACUUCUUGCUUCCAGCUUCCCUUCCACCACUUUGCUUCCCUUGAUCAUCAUCACCAUGAGUUUGCGAAAGAAGGUGAAGCUGAUGAAGAAAAAGGAAAUGCUUCUAAUCCUACAAACAUGAAGAAAAAGUGCUCCUUUUUGGAUGACGUCAAAGAUGAUGAUGAUGACGAUGAUGAUGAUAUGGUUGAUGAUGAUAUAAAGAUUGCUGUUACUAAACCUCCCGAGAAGAGGCAACGAGCACCGUCAGCAUACAAUUGCUUCAUCAAGGAAGAGAUAAAGAGGCUGAAGGGUUCAAAUCCUUGCCUGAGUCACAAGCAGGCCUUCAGCGCUGCAUCCAAAAACUGGGCCCAUUUAAAACCAAGUCAACGCCAGAACAACGAAGGGGGAAGCCGUGGAGGUCAGCAUUCAGAUAUACACAUGUAGUCCAGGGGCGGGCCUGGGCCUGGAAAUACUGGAUCAGGAAACUGAGCAGAUUCUGGCUUCUGCAUGCAUGCAGGUCCAAUUACAGCUACGUACACAUCAGAAGUCGUUGCUGGUUUCUAUUUAUUCUACCUAAGAAAUUUAAGCUUUAAGGGCUCAGUGAAAGCAUCGAAUUAGUAUCUCAUUCCGGAAAUGAUGCAUGUCUUAUUCAAUACAUACAUAUAUGGCUUUAUGCUAAGUACGUCGGUAUUCUAAAAACGAAAAUGAGACAUUUUUUAUUUCCAUUAUUCCUAGCUAGUAUAGUAUGGUCGUAGUAGCUAUAGACUGCCAAUUUAAUAUGACAUUAUUGUCUAGCUAAUGUUGUUUUGACUCCAAGUAUAUUAGCUAUAUGCCUAUAUAUGUACCGUGGUGGAAUGAGAAAGAAUUC